AUGUCUGCCAAAAGCUCGAAUCAGCAAUCCGCCUUGCCUCGCGAAGCUCCACGACCCUUCCUUAUCCAGCCGGCCACGAAUCCGGAAGACCUGGCAGAUGUCGCAUCGCUUUUCGAAGCCUACGCAAAAUCACUCAACAUUGAUCUCUCUUUCCAAGACUUUACUACCGAGCUUUCAAAGCUCCCUGGAAGAUAUGGACCGCCGAGCGGUACCCUUCUCCUCGCACGUCAUAAAGAUACGAACAAAGCAAUCGGAUGCAUCGGUCUACGUUCUCUGGAUACUGAUGGCGUGUGUGAAAUCAAGCGAUUAUACGUCGCACCUGCAGGCCGUGGAUCUGGGCUUGGGAAAGCAUUAGUAGAGCAGGUCAUCGAGGAGGCGAAGCGAAUUGGAUAUAGAUUUAUGCGACUGGAUACACUAGGAAGUAUGCGCGAAGCGCAGGGGUUGUAUGAACGACUGGGCUUCGUAGAAAUAAAGGCUUAUUAUGACACGCCAAUCGAGGGGACUGUAUUUCUGGAGCUGGACUUGGCUUGA
Messenger RNA from Aureobasidium namibiae CBS 147.97, 531 nucleotides. Its product is annotated as acetyltransferase. Lineage: Eukaryota; Fungi; Ascomycota; Dothideomycetes; Dothideales; Saccotheciaceae. The transcript has a single exon. Gene Ontology annotation, molecular function: acyltransferase activity, transferring groups other than amino-acyl groups. The record is from RefSeq and is a predicted model, not a curated record. The coding region runs from base 1 to 531 and encodes 176 amino acids.